UCCGGGCCCGGUGCAUACUGGGAGCGCGAGGCCCGCCAUUCAGUUGCCGCUACUCGUCGCACGUUCGCGCCGCCGGAACCGGAGCCGGGGCCGGGACUGCAGCUUUUUUCUCCCAGAAUGUCGAUCGGGGUCCCCAUCAAGGUCCUGCAUGAGGCGGAGGGACACAUCGUCACAUGCGAGACCAACACCGGCGAGGUGUACCGGGGCAAGCUGAUCGAGGCCGAGGACAACAUGAACUGCCAGAUGUCCAACAUCACAGUCACAUACAGAGAUGGACGAGUCGCCCAGCUGGAGCAGGUUUACAUCCGGGGGAGCAAGAUCCGCUUCCUGAUCUUGCCGGACAUGCUGAAGAACGCCCCGAUGCUGAAGAGCAUGAAAAACAAAAACCAGGGCUCUGGAGCCGGCCGGGGGAAAGCCGCCAUUCUGAAGGCCCAGGUGGCUGCCAGAGGAAGAGGACGCGGAAUGGGCCGGGGCAAUAUUUUCCAGAAACGAAGAUAAUCUCAUCUGAGCAACAGAACUCUGUACUUGUCGGAUUUUAGGGCUUGGAGCUUAGUCGUCUGGUGUGUCGGCUCCUCUUUUAGGUGAGGAAGGGGCAGGAGCUCACCAGCCAAAUAAAGGUGUUUUGGAGUA
Messenger RNA from Antechinus flavipes (yellow-footed antechinus), 630 nucleotides. It is a transcript of the gene SNRPD3, whose product is annotated as small nuclear ribonucleoprotein D3 polypeptide. The coding region runs from base 118 to 498 and encodes 126 amino acids. The record is from RefSeq and is a predicted model, not a curated record. Lineage: Eukaryota; Metazoa; Chordata; Mammalia; Dasyuromorphia; Dasyuridae. Gene Ontology annotation, cellular component: pICln-Sm protein complex; spliceosomal tri-snRNP complex; U4 snRNP. Gene Ontology annotation, molecular function: RNA binding. The transcript is spliced from 4 exons. Gene Ontology annotation, biological process: spliceosomal snRNP assembly; RNA processing.